GCCGCAGUGACAGUGCUGGGGGAGUCCGAAGAUGGCGGCGUCGCGUCGCUCUCAGCAUCAUCACCACCAUCAUCAACAACAGCUCCAGCCCGCCCCAGGGGCUUCGGCGCCGCCGCCGCCACCUCCCCCACCACUCAGCCCCGGCCUGGCCCCCGGGACCACCCCAGCCUCCCCCACGGCGGGUGGCCUGGUCCCCUUCGCCUCCCCGCGGCACGGCCUAGCGCUGCCGGAGGGGGAUGGCAGUCGGGAUCCGCCCGACAGGCCCCGAUCCCCGGACCCGGUUGACAGUACCAGCUGUUGCAAUACCACCAGCACAAUCUGUACUGUCACCACCGCUCCCGUGGUCCCGGCGGUUUCUGCUUCGUCUGCCGUUGGGGUCGCUCCCAACCCAGCCGGCGGUAGUAGUAACAAUUCACCGUCGUCCUCUUCUUCCCCGACUUCUUCCUCAUCUUCCUCUCCAUCCUCCCCUGGAUCGAGCUUGGCGGAGAGCCCCGAGGCGGCCGGAGUUAGCACCACAGCAACACUGGGGCCUGGGGCAGCGGGACCUGGGCAAGGGGUUCCAGCAGUGAGCGGGGCCCUACGAGAACUGUUGGAAGCCUGUCGCAAUGGGGACGUGUCCCGGGUAAAGAGGCUGGUGGACGCGGCAAACGUGAAUGCUAAGGACAUGGCCGGCCGGAAGUCUUCUCCCCUGCACUUCGCUGCAGGUUUUGGAAGGAAGGAUGUUGUGGAACACUUACUACAGAUGGGUGCUAAUGUCCAUGCUCGUGACGACGGAGGUCUCAUCCCGCUGCAUAAUGCCUGUUCUUUUGGCCAUGCCGAGGUAGUGAGUCUGUUGCUGUGCCAAGGGGCCGAUCCCAAUGCCAGGGAUAACUGGAACUAUACCCCUCUGCAUGAAGCUGCUAUUAAAGGGAAAAUCGAUGUCUGUAUUGUGCUGCUGCAGCACGGAGCUGAUCCAAACAUUCGGAACACUGAUGGGAAAUCAGCCCUGGACCUGGCAGAUCCUUCAGCAAAAGCUGUCCUUACAGGUGAAUACAAGAAAGACGAACUCCUAGAAGCUGCUAGGAGUGGUAAUGAAGAAAAACUAAUGGCUUUACUGACUCCUCUAAAUGUGAAUUGCCAUGCAAGUGAUGGGCGAAAGUCUACUCCUUUACAUCUGGCCGCGGGCUACAACAGAGUUCGGAUAGUUCAGCUGCUUCUUCAGCAUGGUGCUGACGUUCAUGCAAAAGACAAAGGUGGACUUGUGCCUCUUCAUAAUGCAUGUUCAUAUGGACAUUAUGAAGUCACAGAACUGCUACUAAAGCAUGGAGCCUGUGUGAAUGCUAUGGAUCUCUGGCAGUUUACGCCACUCCAUGAGGCUGCUUCCAAGAAUCGCGUAGAAGUCUGCUCAUUGUUACUCAGCCAUGGCGCUGAUCCGACGUUAGUCAAUUGCCACGGCAAAAGUGCCGUGGAUAUGGCUCCAACGCCGGAGCUCCGGGAGAGAUUGACUUAUGAAUUUAAAGGUCAUUCUUUACUACAAGCAGCCAGAGAAGCUGACCUAGCCAAAGUUAAAAAAACGCUUGCCUUGGAAAUAAUUAAUUUCAAACAACCACAGUCGCAUGAAACUGCACUGCAUUGUGCUGUGGCCUCCCUGCAUCCCAAACGAAAACAAGUGACAGAAUUGUUACUUAGAAAAGGAGCAAAUGUUAAUGAAAAAAACAAAGAUUUCAUGACUCCUCUGCACGUUGCAGCAGAAAGAGCUCACAAUGAUGUCAUGGAAGUUCUACAUAAGCAUGGAGCAAAGAUGAAUGCACUAGACACUCUUGGUCAGACUGCUUUGCAUAGAGCUGCCCUAGCUGGUCACCUGCAGACUUGCCGCCUCCUGCUGAGUUAUGGCUCGGAUCCCUCCAUCAUCUCCUUACAAGGCUUUACAGCGGCGCAGAUGGGAAGCGAAGCAGUGCAGCAGAUUCUGAGUGAAAGUACACCUAUCCGUACUUCGGAUGUUGACUAUCGACUUUUAGAGGCAUCUAAAGCUGGAGACUUGGAAACUGUGAAGCAACUUUGCAGCCCUCAAAAUGUGAAUUGCAGAGAUUUAGAGGGCCGGCAUUCUACACCCUUACACUUUGCCGCAGGCUAUAAUCGUGUGUCUGUUGUGGAGUACCUCCUACACCACGGUGCCGACGUCCAUGCCAAAGACAAAGGUGGCUUGGUGCCCCUUCAUAAUGCUUGUUCCUAUGGACACUAUGAGGUAGCUGAGCUUUUAGUGAGACAUGGGGCUUCUGUCAACGUGGCGGACUUGUGGAAAUUCACCCCUCUACAUGAAGCGGCAGCAAAAGGAAAAUACGAAAUCUGCAAGCUCCUUUUAAAACAUGGAGCAGAUCCAACUAAAAAGAACAGAGAUGGAAAUACCCCUUUAGAUUUGGUAAAAGAAGGAGACACAGAUAUUCAGGACUUACUGAGAGGAGAUGCUGCCUUGUUGGACGCUGCCAAAAAGGGCUGCCUGGCAAGAGUGCAGAAGCUCUGUACUCCGGAGAAUAUCAACUGCAGAGACACCCAGGGCAGAAACUCAACCCCUCUGCACCUGGCAGCAGGCUACAAUAACCUGGAAGUAGCUGAAUAUCUUCUAGAGCAUGGAGCAGAUGUUAAUGCCCAAGACAAAGGUGGUUUAAUUCCUCUUCAUAAUGCAGCAUCCUAUGGGCAUGUGGACAUAGCAGCAUUAUUGAUAAAAUACAACACGUGCGUAAAUGCAACAGAUAAGUGGGCAUUUACUCCUCUUCAUGAAGCAGCCCAAAAGGGAAGGACCCAGUUAUGUGCCCUCCUCCUAGCACAUGGUGCAGAUCCAACUAUGAAGAACCAAGAAGGUCAGACACCUUUAGAUCUGGCAACAGCUGACGAUAUCAGAGCUUUGCUGAUAGAUGCUAUGCCUCCAGAGGCCUUGCCGACCUGUUUUAAACCUCAGGCUACCGUAGUAAGUGCCUCUCUAAUCUCACCAGCAUCCACCCCAUCCUGCCUGUCCGCUGCCAGCAGCAUAGAUAACCUCACCGGCCCUUUAGCGGAAUUGGCAGUAGGAGGAGCGUCCAACGCGGGGGAUGGCGCUGCCGGCACAGAAAGGAAGGAAGGAGAAGUUGCGGGUCUUGACAUGAAUAUCAGCCAAUUCCUAAAAAGCCUUGGUCUUGAACACCUUCGAGACAUCUUUGAAACAGAACAGAUAACGCUAGAUGUGUUGGCUGAUAUGGGUCAUGAAGAGUUGAAAGAAAUAGGAAUCAAUGCAUAUGGACACCGCCAUAAACUAAUCAAAGGAGUAGAAAGACUCUUAGGUGGACAACAAGGAACCAACCCUUAUUUGACUUUUCACUGUGUUAAUCAGGGAACUGUUUUGCUAGAUCUUGCUCCAGAGGAUAAGGAGUAUCAGUCAGUAGAAGAAGAGAUGCAAAGUACAAUUCGAGAACACAGAGAUGGUGGUAACGCUGGCGGCAUCUUCAACAGAUACAAUGUUAUUCGAAUUCAAAAAGUUGUCAACAAGAAGUUGCGGGAGCGAUUCUGUCACAGACAAAAGGAAGUGUCUGAGGAGAAUCAUAACCAUCACAAUGAGCGCAUGUUAUUUCAUGGUUCUCCUUUCAUUAAUGCCAUUAUUCAUAAAGGGUUUGAUGAGAGACAUGCAUACAUAGGAGGAAUGUUUGGUGCUGGGAUUUAUUUUGCCGAAAACUCUUCUAAAAGCAACCAGUAUGUUUAUGGAAUUGGAGGAGGCACAGGCUGCCCCACACACAAAGAUCGGUCAUGUUAUAUAUGUCACAGACAAAUGCUUUUCUGUAGAGUGACCCUUGGAAAAUCCUUUCUGCAGUUCAGCACCAUGAAAAUGGCUCAUGCGCCUCCAGGACAUCACUCAGUUAUUGGGAGACCAAGUGUGAAUGGGCUGGCAUAUGCUGAGUAUGUCAUCUACAGAGGAGAACAGGCAUACCCAGAGUAUCUCAUCACAUACCAGAUCAUGAAGCCGGAAGCUCCUUCACAGACUGCAACAGCCGCAGAGCAGAAGACCUAGUGAAUGCCCACUGGUAAAGCCAGAUCAGAUUUACACCUGGGACUGGAUUACAAUGGAUUGUUUCCAACAAAAUCAAUAUUCUGUAAAUCCCUGACAGCCUAGAAUAAGCUGUUUGUCUUUUAUGAAGCAUUGCUAUAUAGUAAUGAAUA
This is a messenger RNA of Rhinolophus ferrumequinum (greater horseshoe bat), 4164 nucleotides long. RefSeq names its product tankyrase (gene TNKS). Bases 32 to 4015 code for a protein of 1327 amino acids. The record is from RefSeq and is a predicted model, not a curated record. NCBI's taxonomy places the organism in Eukaryota, Metazoa, Chordata, Mammalia, Chiroptera, Rhinolophidae. Gene Ontology annotation, cellular component: nucleus; cytoplasm. Gene Ontology annotation, molecular function: NAD+ poly-ADP-ribosyltransferase activity; protein binding. The transcript is spliced from 27 exons.